Messenger RNA from Papaver somniferum (opium poppy), 543 nucleotides. RefSeq names its product spermine synthase-like. Lineage: Eukaryota; Viridiplantae; Streptophyta; Magnoliopsida; Ranunculales; Papaveraceae. The transcript is spliced from 5 exons. Gene Ontology annotation, molecular function: spermidine synthase activity. Gene Ontology annotation, cellular component: cytosol. The coding region runs from base 1 to 543 and encodes 180 amino acids. The record is from RefSeq and is a predicted model, not a curated record. Gene Ontology annotation, biological process: spermidine biosynthetic process.
AUGAGCGAAGGGUAUCGCGUUAGCAAGAAGUUCUUUCCAGAGCUAUCUAUUAGUUUUGAGGAUCCUCGUGUUCGACUACACGUUGGUGAUGGCGCAGAGUUUUUACGUCAUUCAACUGAAGGAAAGUAUGAUGUCAUCAUUGUGGAUUCAUCUGAUCAUGUUAGACCUUCUCAGGAACUUGUUGAAAGACCCUUUUUUGAGGAGGUAGCGAAGUCAUUGAGGCAUGGUGGUGUUCUCUGUAACAUGGCGGAAAGUAUGUGGCUCCAUACUCAUCUAAUUCAAUAUUUGAUCUCCAUUUACCGCAUAACAUUCAAGGGUUCUGUCCACUAUGCCUGGACAAGUGUUCCUACAUACCCAAGUGGUGUGAUAGGUUUUCUACUAUGCUCGACUGAAGGACCGCCUGUUGAUUUCUUGAACCCUAUCAAUCCUAUUGAGAAAAUAGAAGGAGCUGUCGACUUCCCAAGGGAACUCAGGUUCUACAACUCAGAUGUAAGCAGAUUCAACAUCUCUCUUACUCUAUUUACAUUGUGUUGGAAAAAAUGA